AUGAGGGGCUCCCUCUUCCUGUUACUGCUAUCUGUCGGGCUGACUUCUUCUCCAGCUCCCCAGCCUGAUCUGAGGAAAAGUCAUGGUCCUGAUGCUGGCCCAGACCCUACAGCUGUGUUCCUAGGAGCCCCCAGAGCCCAGAGUUUCCUGGGGAUUGGGCCUGCACCCAGGCGCAUUCCCCGGGCUAAUCAUUGGGAUUUGGAGCUGAUAACUCCUGGGAACUUGAAACGGGAAUGCUUGGAGGAACGCUGUUCCUGGGAAGAAGCCCGGGAGAUCUUUGAAGACAAGGCCCUGACGGACAAGUUCUGGGAGACCUAUCCCUACAAUGGGAAGGGCGGCGCUGCGCACGGACGAGUGGACGUAGCAGCGCUGACUGUGGGGCUGGGGGCUGGCCUACUGGUGUUGCUCCUGGCAGCCCUGGGCACAUUCUGGUAUCUGCAUAGGCGGAGGCAGUUGGGCCGAGGCCCUGGGACCUCUCCUCAAAGAGCCUUCUUGGUGACAGAGGAGCUGCCGCUGAGCCCCUUGCCGCCUCCCCCCGGUCUCCCCACUUACGAACAAGCACUGGCAGCCUCAGGGGUGCACGACGCGCCCCCCCCACCCUAUCAGAGCACUCGGCGGGCCCGCAGAGAAGACCACCUCCCCCUCCCUCAGGCCAGCCCGCGCCACUCUGGCCGCCCUGAACGGGGCUGGAAAGGACUUGCCCUCCCCCGCGGGCCUCGACCCCCUUCGGCCACUCUGGCAGGUUCCCUAGAGCACUAGGGGCACGGAUGUGCACACGUGGCCCAGCCCCGCUGUCCCAGUGGCAGAGGUGCGAGCGCCCAGACAUCCGCCCGUGGCCAUCGUAUCUCUCGGCGUUCCCGCCCCAUCCUCCCAGAGGCCGCUGCCAGUCUCCCGUGGGGGGGCCUAGGUGUGUUGCCACUUCUCUGAUACGCCCGGGCCCCCUCGCCUCGAAGCCUGGUUCUGGACUGUGCCAAUCGGCUCGAGGGAGGGGAGGGGCCGGCUCGCCCCGGGCCCAGUGGGAGAAGGGCUCGGGCAGAGGCCGUCCUCGCUCCGGCACGUCGGGCGGGAGGGCCGCGGCUGCGCGCUAGCUACGGCAGGGGCGGGCCAGGCUGGGGCUUCUUUCUCCAGCCCAGCCGGCCGGCCCCUCCUUCCCUCUCCCUCCCUCCUCCCCUCCC
Gracilinanus agilis (Agile Gracile Mouse Opossum) is the source of this 1175-nucleotide messenger RNA. It is a transcript of the gene PRRG2, whose product is annotated as proline rich and Gla domain 2. NCBI's taxonomy places the organism in Eukaryota, Metazoa, Chordata, Mammalia, Didelphimorphia, Didelphidae. The record is from RefSeq and is a predicted model, not a curated record. Gene Ontology annotation, cellular component: extracellular region. Bases 1 to 759 code for a protein of 252 amino acids. Gene Ontology annotation, molecular function: calcium ion binding. The transcript is spliced from 6 exons.